Molecule: messenger RNA, 243 nt
Organism: Hydatigera taeniaeformis
Lineage: Eukaryota; Metazoa; Platyhelminthes; Cestoda; Cyclophyllidea; Taeniidae
Source: the annotation of a GenBank genome assembly
AUGGCGCUGGAGUCGGAGCUUGUGUCAUGUCAGCUUCACCAUUGGAUCGAUUUGAUCUUCGGCUACAAGCAACGCGGUCCAGAAGCGGUGAAGGCCACCAACGUUUUUCAUUACCUUACCUACGAGGAUAGUAUCAACUGGGAUAAGGUAGGCUCAUAUUUUGCUCCGCUUCAUCCAGCUCUAUGCUCUAAGAUCUUGACAAUUGGUCCUCUUCCUGCAAAAAAUUUACCUCGGCCUAACUGA